Populus trichocarpa (black cottonwood) is the source of this 2437-nucleotide messenger RNA. Its product is annotated as probable galacturonosyltransferase 6. The coding region runs from base 328 to 2145 and encodes 605 amino acids. Lineage: Eukaryota; Viridiplantae; Streptophyta; Magnoliopsida; Malpighiales; Salicaceae. Gene Ontology annotation, molecular function: polygalacturonate 4-alpha-galacturonosyltransferase activity. The transcript has 9 exons. The record is from RefSeq and is a predicted model, not a curated record.
AAAAAUAUAGUUAAAAAUAUUUUAAAAAUAAAAAAGAAACCCUCACCCUCACCCUCACAGAGAGGCAGGCAUGGAGCAUCAAGCUCUUUAAAACUACCCCCCCCUCUCUCUAUAUAUAUAUCCCCGUGAAAAUCACAGCACCAAUAAAAAGAAAGCCUGAAACCCUAGCUUUGCUCUUCUUUCUUCUUUUUUCAUUGCUCGUUAUUGAAGAAUAGAAUUUGUGCUGAUUUGAUGAGUCUAUGAAAUGUGCUUUUUGGAGAAUGAUUGAUUUCGAUUCAAUAAAACCCUAAAAAUAGUGAGGAUUUAAUUUUUUUAAUUAAAUAUAAAAUGAAGAAAUUUCGUCGGUGGCAGAGGAUUUUCUUACUCUCUUUGCUCUGUUUAACUGUCUUGGCUCCCAUACUUUUCGUUUCUGUAGGGCGGAAAGAGUUGAUUUCGGAUUUAUCAACUUUGAGAUACAGGAGAGAUUCUGUACAGCUUAAUGCCAUUGAGCAGGAAGAAGGUGAAGGUUUGAAAGGGCCGAAACUAGUGGUGUAUGAUGAGAAGGAACUGGGUUCUAGAAUUAGUUACAGUACUUCGGAAGAGAAUAAUGAUUCUAAGAAAUAUGGAAAUAUUGGAGAAAUAGAUCGAGGUUCAAAGAGAUCUCAAAGAGGUGGAAACACGUCAAUUCCUUUGGAAAGAACUAAUCAUGAAAGUAGAGAAGAAAAUCGGCAGAUUCCACAGGAAACAGUAACAUCCAGGUCAGAAGCAAAGCUGCAGGGGCAGUCCAAUCAAGCAACAGUUCGACAUGAUCAGAACAUGCGAUCUCCAGUCCGGAUAUUUACUGAUGAGAAGGUAAAGCAGAUGAAAGAUGAUCUGAUUAGAGCAAAGGCAUACUUGAGUAUGACACCACCAGGCAGUAACUCUCACUUAGUAAAAGAGUUGAGAUUGCGAAUCAAAGAAUCUGAACGAGCUGUUAGUGCAGCCAACAAGGACUCAGAUUUAUCAAGGAGUGCACUACAGAAAAAGAGAUCCUUGGAGGUUACCUUAUCAAAAGCCAGUCGUGUUUUCCCGGACUGCUCGGCCAUGGCUUUGAAGCUCCGUGCCAUGACUUACAAUGCUGAAGAACAGGUUCGAGCACAGAAGAAUCAAGCAACAUAUCUUGUUCAGCUUUCUGGAAGGACUACGCCAAAAGGCUUACACUGCCUUUCUAUGCGGUUGACAGCUGAAUAUUUUGCCUUGUCACCUGAGGAAAGACAGCUACCUAACCAACAAAGGGUGCAUGAUGCAGAUCUUUAUCACUAUGCUGUUUUCUCUGAUAAUGUUCUAGCCUGUGCUGUGGUUGUCAAUUCCACUGUCUCCUCUGCCAUGGAGCCAGAGAAAAUUGUUUUUCACAUAGUGACUGAUUCUCUCAAUCUCCCAACAAUCUCAAUGUGGUUCUUAUUGAAUCCUCCUGGCAAAGCUACAAUUCAGAUCCAGAGCUUAGUCGAUUUCAAAGGGUUGUCCGCUAAUUACAAUUCAACAUUGAAGCAACUAAAUUCCCGUGAUUCAAGAUAUACUUCUGCACUGAACCAUCUUCGUUUCUAUCUACCAGAUGUCUUCCCCCAGCUGAAUAAGAUUGUUCUGUUUGACCAUGAUGUGGUAGUGCAAAAGGAUCUAGCUGGCCUUUGGAGUCUUAAUAUGAAAGGAAAAGUCAUUGGAGCAGUGGACACGUGCCGUGAAGGUGAACCUUCAUUUCGCCGGAUGGAUAAGUUCAUCAAUUUCUCAGAUCCAUUUGUGAUUAAGAGGUUUGAUGCCAAGGCAUGCACAUGGGCAUUUGGAAUGAAUUUGUUUGAUCUGCAAGAGUGGAGGAGGCAUAAAUUAACUGCUCUCUACAAUAAAUACUUGCAACUGGGCCACACAAGGCAAUUGUGGAAAGCGGGUAGUUUGCCUUUAGGUUGGGCCACUUUCUACAACCGGACGGUUAUUCUGGACAGGAGAUGGCAUAAACUCGGACUUGGCCAUGAGGCGGGUGUUGGACACGACGGUGUUGAGCAGGCAGCGGUAUUACACUAUGAUGGAGUCAUGAAACCAUGGCUGGAUAUUGGUAUUGGAAAGUACAAGAGUUACUGGAGCAAACAUAUCAACUACGACCAUCCCUACUUACAACAGUGCAAUAUCCACGAGUAACUGAAAUCAGAUUAUACUAUUACCUCACGCAUCAUUGGUUGCUUCUUGUUCUAGGGACUUGACAUACAUGUUCACUUGAUUCUUUCACAAAUUUCUUUUGUAAAGUUCCAACACAUUUUGUCUUGAAUGCGGCAGUAAUCUUCUAGGAGCUGAGCCUAAGCGAUAAAAGCUGAAAUCAAAUAAGUCCCCGGGGGCAUGUUCGAAUGCUUCAAGAUGUUGUGUACAUAACUCAGAUAAUUCUCUUUAGAUGCAAACACCAGAACUGAAAGGAAUAUGGCAAUUUUCUUUGGUA